Saprolegnia diclina VS20 is the source of this 1431-nucleotide messenger RNA. RefSeq lists its product as hypothetical. The transcript has 5 exons. Bases 1 to 1431 code for a protein of 476 amino acids. The record is from RefSeq and is a predicted model, not a curated record. Lineage: Eukaryota; Oomycota; Saprolegniomycetes; Saprolegniales; Saprolegniaceae.
AUGCCAACGCUAUUCUCGGGCUACGGUACUAGCCUGCCCCCAUUACCGGUAGCUUCGCGGCGUCCGGACAAUGCAGCCAAGUGCCGCCACCACCACCUCGGCCUGCUCACGUGCGUCGCACUUGCUGGCCUCGGCUGUCUGUACUUCAUGGCGCAUUCACCCACGGCUCCUUCCGCUGUCCGGCUCGAGGCAUCGACGCCGGUCGACGUCUUGAAUGAGAAAGUAGCAGCCUUGCGGCGCGACGAAGCCAUUGCGCGCUUCCAAGCACAAGUAGCGUCGGCGAAUUUCGCCACGUCCGUGACCGACGCGUUCGACAAGCUCUUGACGUGCCUUGCGAUCGGCUACAAGCAGCUCGGCGAGAUGCAGCAUCCUGUGGACUACAACUGGACCCAAGGCCUGACGCAAUUGCAAGCCAACUGUGCGCGUACGCCGGCGACGGCGCCGCCGGUCGUCCUUGUGCCACCAUCGGUGCCCGGAAGCAAUGCUUCGACGCUGCCGCGCUUGACCCGCACGGCGAUCCUUGGCUUUGUCGUGCAGCAAAAGGUGACUGCGAUCGCCGAAGCCACGGCCGCGAACGCGUCGAUGGUGUUGGUCGACGCAACCGCAGCGUUCUUUGAAAAGCUGUGGAACUGCACCAACACCACAAUUGCUCAGCUGCCACCGACUGCAACGCUCGGCAUCGACGACGUUCAAGCCAUUGCCUAUGUGGUCCAAACGACAUGCAUGACGACGAGUCCAUCGGUGUCAAUGACGCCGACGCCGGCUCCAGUGACAUUACGUCCGACACCGACCGCGACAACAGAACCGGUGCCAACAACGAUGGCGAGUUUGUCGCUAUCGCCGACGCCAACGUCCACGAUAUUGACCGAUGCGCCGCCCGUCGAUGUAUCGACAGCACCGGUACUGGUGACUGCGACGCCGACACCGACACUGGACGACGCCACUAUGGUGCCGUCACCAACAACGAGCACUCCGACCUUUGGACGUCCGUGUCCGACGAGCAUUCCGACGACGCUUCUCAUUGAGGCGACGUGUACACCGGACUGGAAUCUUGAUGGAAGCGCGCCAACGUUCGUUAUCCAACACGUUUUGCCCCAAGACACGUUCAAGCAGAUUGCAUGCCCCGGGGUACUGACCGUCGCGCAGGUCCUCUUUGCUAGUUUUGGCAACCCGACGAUGGCCUCGGGCCUCGAGAGCGGCUCGUUAAACAACGACGUUGAAGCCGCUUUGCAGCAGCGCCUUAUCGCGGGCUACGGCGGCGACACGGCCAGCACCGAGCGCCGGUACUACGCCUUGCUCACGCGCAAGCGGGUCCAUGGCGCGUGCCUCGCGGCGGCACUGGCAACGCUCCACGGACCGCACAACGAAUCGCAAGCGGCGGACGCGGCGGCCAUCGCACAGCGCUGUGUCGAGCGCGCGUCGUCGCUAUAA